GGUUUUAUGAAUUGAUUGAAUGUUGCGCCAAACAGGGGUCAAAUCGAAAACGGAACAGUAAAACAUAAUGUGUACCGUAAAAUCAACUCCUCGCUGUCCUUCACCUUUUCGCUUUUACAAUUUCAAUCUCAACAAUGGGUGCACUUUGUUAAAUUAUUUCAGACAACUUAUCUUUUGUUGCAGUUAUAAAAUGGUCGGGGAUAAAGGAAACUUUGAGAAAAUAAAAUGGACAAAUCAGUAAAUAGAAACACCGAAGAACAUGGAAGCAGCACUGCCACAAUUUAAUCGACUAAACUCUUCACGUUUCUAUCAACACUAUGUAGUACCCCCAGUUCGUUUAUCCACUGAAUAUCUCCACGAACUUAUACCACAACACAAUCCUACGUUACUUCAGCAGUACUUGGCUUAUUACAAUGAGCCUUUGGUGCCCUUGGACUUGUCUCUUAAAUCAACGACACCUAUCACACCACCGUGUACACCUCCUCCUACACAGAAACGAAAGAUCACGGAGGAUAAAUUAAUAAAAUCUCCUAAAAUAUUUCGCCAUUUCGAAGAACCUGAAGAAAAAAAUGAAACCAAUAACAACAAUGAAAAACAAAAAAUCGACGAUGAUAACUCCAAUGACAGCGAUAGUCCGGAAGCAAAGAAACUUAAAUUCACUAAACAAUUUUUCGAAGAACUUAGAACAUGUUUACCGUCAGAAAAAGAAACAACAUCGAAAAGUGCAAGGUCUUCUCCAGAGAUUGUCGAGGUAAAAGAUGUGGAAGAACGCCCCAAAAAGACCCCAAAGCCAGCAACACAACCAAUUAAGAAAAGCAAAGCAGUGCGAAAACUUAUGUUUGAUGAAGACAAAACAUCCCCUGUUUCUGGAACGAUAAUAAGAGAUUUGGGUGAAGAUGAAACAUUAGUUGUUAGAAAGGGUGAUAUAGAUCCUGCCUUCAACGUCGUGGAGGUGACUGAAGAAGCCAAAGCGCUAAUUGCAUCUAUAGAGAAUCGGUUGGGGCGGUACAUCUGCAGGCUGUGCCGACGUUUGUAUAGCGACGCGUUUGCGUUGGCCCAACAUCGAUGCUCUAGAAUAGUUCAUAUUGAAUAUCGCUGUCCAGAAUGCGAUAAGGUAUUCAACUGUCCAGCUAACCUUGCUUCACACAGGCGUUGGCACAAGCCACGGGUGCCGGGGGCUACUAAGCGGCGCGACCCUCCGUCCUCUGACACCGGGCGGUUCCCUUGUCAGCGCUGCGGGAAGAUGUUCAGGAGACAGGCGUACUUGCGGAAGCAUCUACUAGCUCAUGAUCAACCUGAGAACGAGGAAAAGGAACCGUCAGCCUUUAGGCAGGUGCAUACUGAUUACUCCACUUAUUCCACGGAGACUCUCCGAGACGGCAACUUCAACACGUUCUGGAACAAGAUCCCGCCCCCACCCCAGGAGCUGAGCUGGGAAGGCGUGGCUACCCGGUGCGCGUCCUCAUACUCCUCCGAGGAUUCGCGGAGUCUGGAUGUCACGGGCUCGGAAGACGAAGGAGGCGGCGGCGGCGACGGGUGACGGCGCGUGCUGCGGCCAGUGCCGCGAUUCCCCUCGUACGCGCCUCUGCCAACCUCUUUGUACUACAACUACGGUCACGACAGUCAUCUUUAUUUUUCUUAAAAUGGUUAAAAUCGCCGGCUUUCUGGUAUGCCAGUAGCUCGAAUAUCACGCACCCAUCGAAUUAGCUACGUUUUACAUAUCUGGAACAAGAUCCCGCCCCCACCCCAGGAGCUGAGCUGGGAAGGCGUGGCUAUCCGGUGCGCGUCCUCAUACUUCUCUGAGGAUUCGCGGAAUCUGGACGUCACGGCACACGGUGACUGGAAGCUGAUUUAUUGAUUGCCAGUAGCUUAAGUGACGCAUAUCCAUGGAUUGAGCUACCAAUAUUUAUCCAUGAUUAAAUUUCACAAAGGCUUCUUGAUUAUUAACUUUUUAAUUAAAAUAUAGCCAUUUUACUGGCAGCUACAAAAAAUAUCGUUUGCCUGAUAGUAAACAUUAAACAUUAUUUAUAAAUAAUAUUUAUUAAGAAUUCAUUCAUUAAACAUCCACAAUGAAAUAUAAUGUUAAUAUCUACUUACAUAUCUACAAUAUAACUUAAUUGUUUACCAACAUUCAAUUUGAAACAAUACAAACAACAUAUCGAUUAGGGUAUUUAGAUUAUGCUCUAUUUUUAAUCUCUCAAUACUAAUUUUCAAUUUGUAAUUACUAUAGUAAUUAAUUGCUACAUCUUUAAUUCCUAAAUAUUGCAUUGUAAAUAUGUUUGUCAUUAGACUAAUUGUAAAUAAUUCAUUGAUCUCCUACAGCAGCAUUCCAAAAUAUGUAGUGAUGUUAGACAUCUCUAUAUUACUAGAUAGUUAUUUAAUAAUAAUGUUAUAAAUUUAAUGUAGCUAAUAAACUUUUAACUUAUAGUUUUAAUAUAAAAUUUCUACAAGUUCUUUACAGUGCUAAUUAUUAUAUUGAUACAAAAAACAUUAUUUGACAGAUCUGAAUAUAUUUUUUUAUGUUCAUAUUUUUGGUUCUUAAAAUAUAAAGAUUUUAAAUUGUUUUGUAAAUUAAAACAAAUAAAAUAAUCAAAUAAUAGCAAUCACGAUACAAAUAAAUAUAACUUUUUUAACACAAAUUCACUGCACACUAUACUAUCUGCUAUUUCUAAAAUAUAUUAGAAAAGUACAGCCACCAACACCGAGAAAUUUGUCUGAUAUUUUUUUUUCGGUCAAAAUAUAUCACACCACAUUUCUAUACUAAGUAUCGCUGCUCUUUUAUUUUGUAAAAAAUAAUAUCGCUAUUUUUUUCAUUAUUUUUUAAAAAUUGCAAUAUUCCAUUCUGACAAUACAUUUAAAACGUCUUAAAACACCCAGUGACAAACCUAAAUCAUAUUCAUUACUUCUAAAUUCCCAAUGCGUUACUUUCAAAUACGCUCACUUAAACAUCUCUGAAAAAAAAACUGCAUUUUUCGUAAAUCUUUUGACUUCAAUCACAUGAGUUCGUUAAUAGAUAUUCUGAAUUCAAUAGUGUUCUUCAAAUAGGUACCAUAUAAAAGGUCGUGUACUCCGUUCAACAAGGUCUGUAUCGGUGCAUAAAUCGAUCGGCUAAGCAGUUGUCACAAUCGAUCGAUUGCACGGGCAUAUUUUUAGAUCCCGACUGGCCAUCUCAUAAAGUUUUCACUCCAUAGCAUCGGAAUCGCCAGGUCGAAUCCAAAGUAGGCCAUCUAAAUUUACAUCAUAAUUUUCAGUCGAUAUUUUUACGUUAAUUGAUUUUUCACAUAGUGAAUAGGUGCAUCGAUUGAAAAAUGUAAAUUAUCAAAAUUAUAAUACUAUUCUAGUUAUUCCUAGUCCGUGCUUAAAAUAAGAAAAAAAUAUUUACACAAAAAUAGCUUAUAUUUACUUAACUUAAGCGUCGAAGAUAUUCUAGUUUUAUUUCUAGUCAUUUUAUUAUAGUAAUUUAAUUUUUACACUACAAAAUAUUAUUAUUUUAUAGAUCUCAUUUUCUAAAUGAUCUCGAAAUUAUUCUAGUCAACAUCUUUAUUUUAAUACACAACAACAAAAAAUAUCUAAGUACACUUAAAAUUUUAUAUUUUUUCGAAUUCUAGUCAAAUUUAGUCAAAACCUUAAUUUUAGUAUAAUUAAAAUGUAAAUAAAAGAGACACAUUUAAAUUGUUUUUUUUUGGAGUAUCUAGUCAUUAAUUUCUAGUCGUUCUAGUCAUUGAUUUAAUAUUAAGUUAAAAUAUUGUGGAAACAGUUCUAGUCAUUUUCUUAAUUGUCAUUCCAUUAGGAUGGACGUUAGUUAAAUAAGCAAUCAUUUCUAGUCAGUAAAAUAUUUAACAUCAAAGUUUUUGCUUCAGUAAAUUUUAGUAACUAUCAAUUUAAUAACCAAUAUAAAAUAUAAAUAUUUCUAACACUCACACCAAUUAGCCUAGCCUCAAAGUAAGCACCGAAGGCUUGUGUUAUGGUAUACUAGGGUAACGGAUAGAAUACAUGUAUUGCUACUUAUGUAAGUAUGUUUAUAUAGAAAAUACAUAUUAAACAUCCAUGACUGAAGUACAAAUACACGUAUUCAUCACACAAACAUCUGCCCCCACCGGGAUUCGAUCCCGGGACCUCUCGAGUUGGCGACACCAUAAAACCCGGC
Messenger RNA from Chilo suppressalis (striped riceborer), 4147 nucleotides. NCBI's taxonomy places the organism in Eukaryota, Metazoa, Arthropoda, Insecta, Lepidoptera, Crambidae. The record is from the annotation of a GenBank genome assembly.